AUGUGUCCGCCUGACCCUGACGCCGGAACUCGUCGACGGUGCGUGACUACUCCCGCGAGCUUUCGAAGCACGGGCAGCCGAUGGCUGCGUGUAAGCUUAGCCCUCCUCUUGGCCAUGCUUGCCUCUGCUUUUUCGGUCGACCUGAUCACCAAAGCACUACGAGCUUGGGGUGAUGCGAAGCAAAGCAGGGCCCAGCACUUGCCCCAUGUCAAGAACUUGACGGCAGGCCGGACGGCUGUGCCACGGGUCGCCCCGCUGGCCUAUUCUUCAUUUUUCACACUGUUGGCGUGCACCAGGGAGAGAGUCUGACAGGAGGCAGGGCUCUGCUUGUCGCGCAUGGUCUUCCUGGUGGCAUCGGCAGAAGCGUGUGGGCCUCUAUGUGUUGGACCCCGAGAAAAUCUAGUCCUGGUGGCUCAUUGCGCUGGCUGUCUGAUCGCGUGGCUGUUGGUUCAUCAUAUUGCUACGACCAGAUGACGCGACUGCCACUGCGGUCGCGGCAUCAGUGGGCGGCACUUGGGCCCGUUUUACGAUUGCUGAAGCGAAGUAUUCGUAGAUCGCAGCGGCCCCUCGGUCCUCUUUCAGCCCGGGCUUUUGCUGUUCUUUUCGUUCAGCGCUGAUCAUUCACCGGGGCCUCAUCCCGGUUGGUCUUGGGCGUGCUUGUUCUCCUCUUGCUUUCGAUGCUAUCAGCAAGGGGCCCGCGAUGAAUAUCCACGCCGCGGCGGUGGGUAUGGUCAUGGAAAUGGCCGGCUUAACAGGUGAGAAAGGGCGCCCCAAGUCUCUGGAUAGCGAAAAAGCUGGACAGUAUUCGACCUGUGUCGGAGGUGCUUGCGCGGCACUGGGUGGCGGUAUGGACAUCCACGGCUUCUGCCAGCUCGGGCGUUGGAAAUCCAUCCAGACUGGAGAGCACUACUCCCAACGGCCGACCGCUCGCCCAGACUCGACGCUGAUGGAGUGGCCGAGCAAGAGGCCGACGCGUCACUUCCCAUGAGCGACGGCGGGUGGCACCAGGCCAAGUCGGGAAGUAACAGGAGGCAAAUGGGGCGUGAGGCUAGUAGCUCUCCCCUCUGUCGAAGCAGUUGGGAGCGCCACGCAGUGAAGCUAAAAAGGUGCUCUACGCGGCCUUCCUCGUUACUGUAUCCAACGCCGUUCCGAAUCUUGUUAAAAAUAUUAUCUAACCAGCAAGCGUGAAUACAGUCAGCGCCCACCGACUCCUCAGGCCAUCAACUACCGCGAGGCAGUGUUCUCUUUUCUUUCGUUUCUUUUAUCUAACCAGCAAGCGUGAAUACAGUCAGCGCCCACCGACUCCUCAGG
Amoebophrya sp. A25 is the source of this 1311-nucleotide messenger RNA. Lineage: Eukaryota; Dinophyceae; Syndiniales; Amoebophryaceae. The record is from the annotation of a GenBank genome assembly.